Molecule: messenger RNA, 1633 nt
Organism: Hemibagrus wyckioides
Lineage: Eukaryota; Metazoa; Chordata; Actinopteri; Siluriformes; Bagridae
Product: transmembrane protease serine 9-like
Exons: 10
Coding region: 54-1601 (515 amino acids)
Biological process (GO): proteolysis
Molecular function (GO): serine-type endopeptidase activity
Source: RefSeq, a predicted model, not a curated record
AGAGAUAAGAACAAUCCGGUUGCACUGCCCUGUCAGUUUGGUAUACUACAGACAUGUUCUUCAGCAUCUCUCUCCUUGUACUUUCUGUCCUCCAUUUAUGUGGGGCAAUGGAGGGUGGUAUUAUUGGAGGAAGGGAAGCAAAACCACACUCCCGACCCUAUAUGGUGUCUGUUCAGAUUAACAAUAUGCACACGUGUGGUGGAGUGCUUAUCAAAAAAGAUUAUGUGCUGACUGCAGCCCACUGUGUAAAUGAAACUGAAUACCCUGGAAAGGUCAAGCUGGAAGUGGUACUGGGAGCUCACAACAUCAGUGAGAAGGAGCGCCAACAGCAGAGAAUCCAAGUGCAGAAAUUCAUCAAGCAUCCCUGUUACAAGAGGAAAGAAAAUCAAAACGAUAUCAUGCUACUGAAGCUUGAGUCCAAAGCCAAGCUGAAUGAAGUUGUAGAGAUCAUUCACCUUCCAAAGAAGAAUGAGAAACUUCCAGCCAAAACAGAAUGUUCAAUAGCUGGCUGGGGCAGAACAAGUCAGAACAGUGGGGCAUCAGAUGUCCUACGAGAGGUGAUGCUUAAAGUACAAGAUAACUCUCAGUGCAAGAAAAGCUGGCAACACAAUUUUGACAUAGACAACAUGAUCUGUACUGCCCCUGAUGGGAAAAAAGCUUUUUGUAAGGGUGAUUCAGGAAGUCCUCUUAUCUGUGGAAAUGAACCACAAGGAUUAGCUGCAUAUACCCACUAUGGCAACUGCUUAAACUAUCCAGAGGUAUAUAUGAAGAUCACCUACUUUCUUCCGUGGAUUAAAGAAAUAAUAGGCUCUCUGUCAGUUUGGUAUACUACAGACAUGUUCUUCAGCAUCUCUCUCCUUGUACUUUCUGUCCUCCAUUUGUGUGGGGCAAUGGAGAGUGGUAUUAUUGGAGGAAAGGAAGCAAAACCACACUCCCGACCCUAUAUGGUGUCUGUUCAGGUUAACAGUGAGCACAAGUGUGGUGGAAUGCUUAUCAAAGAAGAUUAUGUGCUGUCUGCAGCCCACUGUGUAAAUGAAACUGAAUACCCUGGAAAGGUCAAGCUGGAAGUGGUACUGGGAGCUCACAACAUCAAUAAGAAGGAGCGCCAACAGCAGAGAAUCCAAGUGCAGAAAUUCAUCAAGCAUCCCUGUUACAAGAGGAAAGAAAAUCAAAACGAUAUCAUGCUACUGAAGCUUGAGUCCAAAGCCAAGUUGAACAAGGAUGUACAGAUCAUCCAUCUUCCUAAGAAGAAUGAGAAACUUCCAGCCAAAACAGAAUGUUCAAUAGCUGGCUGGGGCAGAACAAGUCAGAACAGUGCCGCAUCAGAUGUCCUACGAGAGGUGACGCUUAAAGUACAAGAUAACUCUCAGUGCAAGAAACUUUGGCAACAAUAUUUUGACACGGACAGCAUGAUCUGCACUGCCCCUGAUGGGAAAGAUGCUUUUUGUCAGGGUGAUUCAGGAAGUCCUCUUAUCUGUGGAAAUAAACCACAAGGAUUAGCUGCAUAUACCUACCCUGAUGACUGCUUAAACCGCAAAUAUCCAGAGGUAUAUACGAAGAUCUCCUACUAUCUUCCAUGGAUUAAAGAAAUAAUAGGCUAAAGAGUGAAUGAACACAAUGCAUGUAACCACGA